Cryphonectria parasitica EP155 is the source of this 693-nucleotide messenger RNA. RefSeq lists its product as uncharacterized. The transcript has a single exon. The record is from RefSeq and is a predicted model, not a curated record. Bases 274 to 441 code for a protein of 55 amino acids. NCBI's taxonomy places the organism in Eukaryota, Fungi, Ascomycota, Sordariomycetes, Diaporthales, Cryphonectriaceae.
GUCACGAAACAGUGGCACGAAAACUACCCGGAAGGCACCAGGCGUGGAUGAGUCAGCGAUGCUACCCUCCAAUCGGCUGCUGGGGCGGCUGGCACCUGUAACGCGCUAAAUCGGCCUUCGGGAGAACCAGCCUCCGAAAGCCGUACUCUUUUCCUCUUCAAUCAACUUUUGGUCCUCAUCCAUCGUGAAAAUCCUCAUUUUUCUGCUGGGACCGUUGCCACUGUUUUAAAACACCCCAGUUACGGCGCCACACCACCCUCAUCAUCAGCCACAAUGCUCAUGUCCAUUUUUGGCCUGACCACAAGCCAACGUCUUCACCGUCUCAAGCUCAACCUCCGGCCGUCAUGGAUCGUCGACGAACUGCCUGACGGCGUCUCGCGGGAUGGAUCUGGCACCAGGAUAUGCAUAAACUUCAUGGGGGUGGAGGGGCGGAGCAGGUGAUGCGACCCAGAGAGGAGGCACCUGAUGAGGGAGGGCUUGGGCGCCCAAGGGGAUGACACUCUCACGAAGGCCUUCUCUCUCUUCUGGCCACCCAAUUCCUACUCCACGGCCAGCCACCAGGCCACGAUGACAGCGGCCGACAAGUCUGGCGGCGGCUCCGAUCCCUUUGCCUUCCUCACCCCAGAGGAGGAGGACGAAGACCCCGGGAAUGGACUGCCACUCCUUGCCAAGGUGACCGAGGACAAGAGGGCG